Messenger RNA from Xiphophorus couchianus (Monterrey platyfish), 3264 nucleotides. It is a transcript of the gene pfkpa, whose product is annotated as phosphofructokinase, platelet a. Bases 162 to 2534 code for a protein of 790 amino acids. Gene Ontology annotation, cellular component: cytoplasm; 6-phosphofructokinase complex; membrane. The transcript has 23 exons. NCBI's taxonomy places the organism in Eukaryota, Metazoa, Chordata, Actinopteri, Cyprinodontiformes, Poeciliidae. The record is from RefSeq and is a predicted model, not a curated record. Gene Ontology annotation, molecular function: ATP binding; monosaccharide binding; fructose-6-phosphate binding. Gene Ontology annotation, biological process: fructose 1,6-bisphosphate metabolic process; fructose 6-phosphate metabolic process; canonical glycolysis.
UUCGCCGGCUUAGACGCGGAACAGAGACACGAGAAGCACAACGGCCAUACUAUCUGCAGAUGGGGCUGUGAAGACUGCUGCCCUUCAUCACUUUUCGCUGCAACCUGUACAGAAUUGUUAGGAGACUUUCAACUACUCUGACCCGAAAUAAAUACUAGAAAAUGGCGCAGCCGGACAGCAAGAAGAUAUUCUUUGAGAACCUGUCGGGAGCGGGGAAAGCCAUCGCAGUGCUCACAAGCGGAGGAGAUGCUCAAGGAAUGAAUGCGGCAGUCCGCGCCGUGGUCCGAAUGGGGCUGUACGUGGGAGCUAAAGUUUAUUUUAUUCAUGAGGGGUAUCAGGGGAUGGUGGACGGAGGGGACAACAUAAGAGAAGCCACCUGGGAGAGUGUCUCCAGCAUGUUACAAGUGGGUGGGACUGUGAUCGGCAGCGCCCGCUGCAAAGACUUCCGCAGCCACGAGGGCCGCCUGAAGGCGGCUCACAACCUGGUGGAGCGCGGCAUCACCAACCUGUGCGUGAUCGGCGGCGACGGCAGUCUGACGGGAGCCAACCUGUUCAGGGAGGAAUGGAGCGGCCUGCUCUCUGAGCUGGUGCAGCAAGGUCUGAUCGAAGCCGACGCCGUACAGAAGUACUCGGCCCUGCACAUCGUGGGGAUGGUGGGCUCCAUCGACAACGACUUCUGUGGAACCGACAUGACGAUUGGCACUGACUCGGCCCUGCACCGAAUCAUCGAGGUGGUAGACGCCAUCAUGACCACCGCACAGAGCCACCAGAGGACGUUUGUGUUGGAGGUCAUGGGCAGACACUGUGGCUACCUGGCCUUGGUGAGCGCUCUGGCUUGUGGCGCCGACUGGGUUCUGAUUCCUGAAAUGCCUCCGGAGGACGGCUGGGAGGAGAAGAUGUGCCAGAAACUAUCUGCGACCCGUUCCAGGGGCACAAGGCUGAACAUAAUCAUAGUAGCAGAGGGAGCCAUUGACAGGCACGGGAAGCCUAUAACUUCUAGUAUUGUCAAGGAUCUUGUUGUCAAAAACUUGGGCUUUGACACACGGGUCACCAUCUUGGGCCACGUGCAGAGAGGAGGGACGCCGUCUGCUUUUGACCGCAUCUUGGCCAGUCGUAUGGGAGUGGAGGCCAUCCUGGCUCUCCUGGAGACCACCGCCAACACGCCGGCCUGUGUGGUCUCUCUCUGCGGGAACCAGUCGGUGCGCGUGCCUCUGAUGGAGUGUGUUCAGACGACUCAAGAGGUCCAGAAAGCCAUGGACCAGAAACGGUUUGAGGAGGCCGUCAAACUUCGGGGCAGGAGUUUCGAAAACAACCUGAGGACGUACAAACUGCUGGCUCACCGCAAACCCGAGUCUGAGCUGCCAGUUAGCAACUUCAACGUGGCGGUGCUGAACGUGGGAGCGCCCGCGGCGGGCAUGAACGCCGCCGUCCGGUCGGCCGUCAGGGUGGGGAUUUCAGAGGGACACAAGAUGUUUGCCGUCAGCGACGGCUUUGAAGGAUUCUACAAAGGGCAGAUUAAGGAGAUUAAAUGGGGGGAUGUUGGAGGCUGGACUGGACAGGGUGGCUCCCUGUUGGGAACUAAAAGGACGCUUCCUGCGAAGCAUGUCGACAAAAUUGCCGAGCAGAUGCGAAAGUACAACAUAAACGCUCUGCUGGUAAUUGGCGGAUUUGAGGCCUUCCUGUCACUGCUGGAAUUGUCAGCGGCUCGUGGGAAAUAUGACGAGUUCUGUGUGCCCAUGGUCAUGGUCCCGGCCACGGUCUCCAACAAUGUGCCUGGCUCAGACCUCAGCAUUGGCGCUGACACGGCUCUGAACGCCAUCACUACUACUUGCGACCGCAUCAAGCAGUCAGCCAGCGGGACCAAGAGGCGCGUGUUCAUCAUCGAGACCAUGGGGGGCUACUGCGGCUACCUGGCCACCGUGGGGGGGCUGGCGGCGGGCGCCGACGCCGCUUACAUCUACGAGGAGCCAUUCGACAUCAGAGAUCUACAGGCUAAUGUUGAACAUCUGACAGAGAAAAUGAAGACCAGCAUCCAAAGAGGACUGGUGCUCAGGAACGAGAACUCCAACGUGAACUACACCACGGACUUCAUCUACCAGCUGUACACGGAAGAAGGCAGAGGAGUGUUCGACUGCAGGAAGAACGUGCUGGGACACAUGCAGCAGGGAGGAGCGCCGUCGCCGUUCGACCGCAACUUCGGGACCAAGAUCUCCGCCAAGGCCAUGCAGUGGCUUUCCCAGAAGCUGGUGGAGUCGUACAGAAAAGAUGAAGGCCGAGUGUUUGCCAACACCGAGGACACCUGCUGUCUGCUGGGGAUGCACGCCAGGGCUCUGGUCUUCCAGCCUGUCGUGCAGCUCAAGGAUCACACCGAUUUUGUCCACAGGAUCCCCAAAGAGCAGUGGUGGCUGAAGCUGCGUCCCCUGAUGAAGAUCUUGGCCAAGUACAAGACGAGCUACGACGUGUCCGACUCGGGACAGGUGGAGCACGUCAUACACAGCCGACCCAAAGACUCGGACGCUUCGGUCGCCAUGUGAAGGCACUUCGCUGUCUGCUCUCCCGUGAAGUCCAGCCUCUCUCUGUGUGUGUGUGUGUGAGACAGAGACUAGUAAGUUCUGGUGCUGAUAGUCCAGAUGUUGUAACGGAGGCUCAACGAAACAGCUGACUUCUGUUUGGCCGCGCGUCGUGUUCGUUUCCUCCACUUCUCACUCGUUACCGUCAUCCCCCCCUCAGAUCACAACUGAUGAAUUUUAACCGAGCCUUUCAGUACUCCCGAUGUUGCGCAACACAACAGUCUUGCCAUGCAUAUGCGUGUUCCCGUUGCCCUGGUUGUUUAGGGUUGUUGUGUUUUUUUUGUUGUUUUUUUUUAAUUGCACUUUUCUCUGUCCCCGGUUGCGUAGACAGGCUCUGAUUGCAGAGCUGCAAGAGGACAGAAUAGACACUUUAUCUGCAGUAGAAAAAAAGAAAAAGAAAAGAAAAGGAAAAACCAGAGCGUGUUUCUGACCAGCACAAACGUGCGGGUCCAGCAUGUUUGUGACGACUGAUGCAACGACAUUCUACUGCUGCAAGUCAACUGUGUGCCGUGCUUUACACAGAUAACUAAUAUUUAUAUAUUUAACAUUGUUUAUUUUGCUUGUAAGCAUAGUAAUAUUAAUCAUUGUACUGUAGGCGAUGCUGUAAUGAAUAGUUGUCCAUCAUUGAUCCAGCGAGUUAGAUGUGUACGAGAGUAAGGUUUACCACAAAAUAAAAUCAGACUUGACAAGUGUA